CAAUUGAUUGUGUUCUUCAUGGCUGCAUCAUCUGGCUUCUCUAUAAAACCAGAUCCAUUUACUACAUCUUUUGCCUGCACUGUUUCUUGCUUUUGAUGCCAUGUUUUGUGCUUAACAUCAAUCCAAAUACCAUGGCUUUUCUCUUUCCUCAAAAGUCUUUCAUGUUUCUGGUUUUUUUUAUUAAUGUAAUACAAGGGUUGGGCAACAGAUUUGGGCAACAGAUUUGGGCAAUUAUCAUACUUGAUCUGAGCCCAAACUGAAAAAAGCUGUUAUUCUAUUCUCUGGGCACAAGUAUCAAAAUUUUUCUUCUCCUUUUACUUUUCACUGUUCUAAUUUGCUCAACUAGGUUAAAUUCUAUCAUAAUUAUGGUCCAUUCUGAUUUUUUAUGCUAUCUACCCUGAUAUAUAUAUAUAUAUAUAUAUUUUCAAAUAUUCUUUUCUUAAACUUGCAGUGAGCUUUCUAGCAGAUCUUGGUGGCCUAUAUUGCAUCUGUGUUGGGAUCUUUCUCUACCUCUUGGUGCAAUUUGAGUACAGAAUAAAAAAACUUCGCAAUGAAGAUAGCAUUUUACGGGGGAUCAGAAAUCGAAGAAAAGCUCAGGAACGCUGGGAUAAAUUGAGAAAAUAUGUAAUGUACACAUGGGGAUGCAACACAAUGAAUGAAGAUCAUAUCCACUCUCAAAAGGGAUCAACGUGUGGCAGUUUCAUGAUUUCAUCAACUCCUAGUAAAGGACCAUUCCCUCUCCGAGUAAGUUCAAGGAGGCAAAAGCUGCAAAAUAAAAAGGAUACCAUCAGUUUUAAUAAGAAAGUCAGCUUACCUGAUGAGAAGAAUAGCACUCUAGAACACACACCAACUCUGGAAUUGAAAUCCUUUACGACUGGAACUGCAUCAAACUUUGACAGGAAGUUGUCAAGUUCAACGAUUGAACCUUCCCUGAAACAUGAUGAGCCUGGGUCUGCAAAUCACAAAGAAAAACAUUUUAUUCCUUCACAAGAUACAGUUGCCUUCAAGCAUCAAGCAUUGUCUCUUGGUGAUGAAAUCAUUCCUCCACCACCACCACCAUUAGAUCUGAAAGACAACUCUGAGGUUGAGAUGUCAGAUAUCAAGAAGAAUUUUCAACGUUUAUACGACUACAACGUCAUGUUACGAGAAAAGUUUGUAGAAACGCAAUCCUUGCUUCACACUUUAGCAGCUAAGUCCUUGUCUCCUGGGAAAGAAAGUGAGAAAUGACAUUGGUUAGUUCUUUAACCACAUAACUCCUGUCAGAAAUUGCAUAAGCGUGGACUUUCUUCAGAUAUGUUCUCGUGGAACUAAUACUGUUCUUUAACAAUUCAUAUCCCGUUAUGGAGGCAAAAUUCUUCAACCUUUGUCUCACCUACUUAGUUCACCACGAGCAGAAAAGAAGAGGGGAUAUAACUUUUGCAUGAAGAAGCCAUUCACAUCCUGGAAGGAGUCAGUUUAUUCAACCAAAGCUAUAUACGGAAUAGCUUUGUUGGUCUGAAUGUAAGAUUGUUUGCAGGUGAGUUGCACUGUGGGGACUAAUCUUACUGGUAUGAGGAUCGAAAAGCAGAUUAUCACAUGAUUAUUGAAUCUAAAUCAUAUUCUCUGUACCAUACAAGGGACCAAAAUGAGAGAAAUACUAAACAAUGUAUUCAAACAGAUGAUUGGUUUAUGAGGAUUGAAAGAAAUCAUGGGAACAAAUCCUGCAUUUAUAAAUGUCUAACUUCAAC
Molecule: messenger RNA, 1727 nt
Organism: Rubroshorea leprosula
Lineage: Eukaryota; Viridiplantae; Streptophyta; Magnoliopsida; Malvales; Dipterocarpaceae
Source: the annotation of a GenBank genome assembly